GGUGGUGGUAGUGCGAAGUUAACAGAAGGAAAACCAGCAGUGUGUGAAAUUGCACGCUAACGACGAAUGAGCCUUGUCCUGAUAAUUCAUGGAUGAAUUAUCGAUCAUAAUGUGAGCUAUUUCUCCGAAGGAAUCCUUUGGAUUAUGGUGGAGGCGACUGGAAAAUUGUGAAACUGCUUCCUUUGGGGAAAAUGAUGAGAACAGUUUCAGAAAAGCCACCUUUGGCCCCCAAGCCAAAAGUCGCCCAGAAACUCAAGCUGAAGCCCCCACCUGUUGCACCCAAGCCAGACGGUCCUUCACUGUGCACUUCUCCAGAGACGAAAAGAACCAAGCCGCCCAUUGCACCGAAACCAUGUCUUUCACAAAACUGCAGCAGCUCCGUACAAGCUCCGGCUUCAAAGACUGGUUCUUCUGCAUUGACACACGAGAAGCUGGAUACUGUGAACAAUGUUGGCCUGUUAAAUUCAAGAAAUUGUGUGCGUGUAGGGACAAAGAAACCAGAGUGGGAUUACAUAAUCCCAAUUUGUGUGUGCAAUCGAGACAGUUGUCUACAGUGCACGCCAAAAGAGAACAGCAAACAAGCAAUAAUAACAAAUGGUGGAGAUCCUGCAAGGUGCCAGUUGAACGGGACAAGUGAAGGAUUGAAAAAGCCUCCAAUAAGGCGGCAAAAUAGUCCUGACAAAGACUUAUGUGCACCUGACACCAAAAAGGAUCAACUCGGUAAGAAUACAAAUGGCACCUGCACAAAAUCUCCCACCAUCCUCAGUGACAGUAAUCACCUUCCAAGAGCUCCAAAACCAGAGCAGGUGGGCACUGUUGAGAAGCUCAUCAACAAACUCAGUGCAUGUCAGAGGGGUGUGGAGUCCAGACCUAAACCCACUCCUCCUCAAGUGCAAAGGAGUAAAGAAAUCAACGGGGACACUCAGCGUCCACAUUCAUGGGCCCCUGUAGAACUCUCAGACAGUCACGGGUUACCAUCCGUGUCCACUAGCACAAAGAAUAUUAACCUCAAAGAUGCCCCUGGGCGCUCUCCUGCCAUCCCAGCUGCCCCGCAGAAGGCACUGCCAGUACCAGUGCCCAGGAAGUCAUGGUUGAUCCUCCCAGGUGGUCUUGAGGUCAAAGACGAGAGCAGAACGUCCAGCAAUGUGGAUCUUUCAGAGAAAGCAUCAGCAGAUUUGAAUGACAGUGAUGACAUCUAUGAAACGGUUGAUGCUGACUAUGUGGAUUUACAAGAGCCGGUGCCUGCUUUGAGGAAAAACUUUCUACACAGGCCUGCACAGAAUGGGCAAAGGGACCGGGAUUACUAUGAAUCGACUGAGUAUUCAGUAGAUAAUGACAAUGACAUUGAGGAGGAAGGUGAGCACUCUGGCUCGGUUUUCAAACCCAAACAGCCAAAGCUCUCCAACCCUGUCACCGUGGCAAGGAGUAAGAGUUCAGUCCAUCAAUGGUCACCAAAGCCAUCCCAGGGAAGGCAACUACAUCCAUCAUACAUCUUCUCCCCGAAAAUAAAGAGAGAGGAGCAAGCAGCUAAAGACAACCAGAAAUGUCUGAGUAGCACUCCCCCAAAAGACAUGGAUGGUAAAAACAAGUCUAGUGGAAAGCAAGUGUCUAAUUUCAGUCCUGGCAACACAAAGGGGAAACGGUUUGGCCAGGGUCUGAUACCCAGAGCCAAGUCCUUCACAUCCGUGGAUCUGCUUCGCCCAGAUGGAAACAAGAAAAUCACCUUCCGGAAGUUCCUGGACAUCAACAUCUCUGUCAAGAAGCUGCCCAAGAUGUUGACCAAACGGGGAUCAGUUGCGGAAUGCUCAUCAGUGGAUAUGGAGGAGUCAGUGGAUGCGGACGUGGAAGGAGAAGGAAGCCCCACUCCUGUGAAGGCCAAACCAGUGGCCGGGGCACGAAAGUUCUCCUGUCCAAUUAUCAGCACGGAGCAGAGCGUGGACGGGGAUGAGUUCUUCCCAGGAGCAGAGGAUGCCGUGGAGUACGAGAACUUCCCAAUCUAUGAGGACAUUCCAGAAUACAUGAACAUUCCGAACUCGAAAGCUCCAGCGAAGACUUCAGCUCCGUCCUCGACCUCAGAGAGAUGGCCCAAUGCCUCCUGGACCAAAUCUGAGGAGAGCCUCUAUGAAGAGCAGGAGAUUUACGAGCCCAUUGGAGAGUAUGUGGAUGAUGUGCCAGAGCACAAUGGAUAUGAGAGGGACAGUGUGGAGUACGAUGUGGACCAUUCUGAGGAGGAGGCGUAUCCCACUUCUGAGGACGAGGAUGACAGGAACUCUGACUCCAGUAAAGAGGAACAUGAGGGUAGUCAGCAUGCUGGGGGAACCAAGAAGAACAAGGUGGCUCAUAUUGCCAGGGAAAUAAUGAGUUCAGAAAAAGUGUUUGUGGACGUCCUGAAGCUGCUCAAUACCGAUUUCCGAGAUGCCGUAGCUCAGGCGUCUCAGCAGGCGGGGAAGCCGGUAAUUGAGGAUCGGACCUUAAACCAGAUCCUGUACGAUCUACCUCAGCUCUACGAGCUCAACCAGGACCUGCUCAGAGAGCUCGAGGAACGCGUGGCACGAUGGGAUCAACAGUGCCAGGUGGCUGACAUCUUUGUGAAGAAAGGGCCGUAUCUGAAAAUGUACUCCAUGUAUAUCAGGGAGUUCGACAAGAAUGUGGCCCUGCUAGAUGAGCAGUGCCGGAAGAACUCAAGCUUCGCCGCCGUCGUGAGGGAAUUUGAAGCAAGUCCACGUUGUGCAAACUUAGCACUGAAGCAUUACCUACUGAAACCCAUUCAGAGGAUACCACAGUACCAACUCCUGCUCACAGAGUAUUUGAAGAAUCUCACAGAAGAAUCUUCAGACUUCAAAGAUACACAAGCUGCUUUGAAUAUUGUGAAGGAGGUGGCGAAUCAUGCUAACGACAUCAUGAAACAGGGGGACAAUUUCCAGAAACUCAUGCAGGUGCAGUGCAGGCUAACUGGUCAUCACGAGGUGGUCCAGCCUGGCAGGGUGUUCCUAAAGGAGGGUAUACUGAUGAAGCUUUCAAGGAAAGUCAUGCAGCCCCGUAUGUUUUUCCUGUUCAAUGAUGUCUUGUUGUACACAACUCCGGUCCAGUCGGGCCAGUUUAAGUUCAACAACACUCUUUCUCUGGCAGGAAUGAAGGUCACGAAGCCCAGUCAGGAAGGAUACCAAAAUGAGCUGAACAUUGAGAGUGUUGAACGCUCCUUCAUCCUGUCCGCAAGUUCUGAGGCAGAGCGGGAUGCCUGGUUGGAGGCCAUCUUGAGUGCUAUUGCGGAACACACCAAGAACAUGAUCACCUUCAUCACGAGCAAGGAUGAGGUGGACGGGCUGGGUUCCAAGGCUCCAAUCUGGAUCCCUGACCCGCGUGCUACUAUGUGUAUGAUCUGCACCUGUGAGUUCACACUCACCUGGAGGCGUCACCACUGUAGAGCCUGCGGAAAGGUGGUAUGUCAGAACUGUUCAUCUAACAAACAUCAGCUGGAGUAUCUGAAGAAUCAGCUGGCACGAGUGUGCGACCAGUGCUUUGACACGCUACAGAAGAGGACAUCAGAGCAGAAACGUGGCCUAGAUGUGAAAGGUGACCAGGUGCAGAGCAACACUCCCAAUGGCAAGUCCCCAAGUGCCUUCCCAUUCAGACUGACGAAGAGGAUCCCUGCCGCGCUGAUGGAGGUGUCUGCAAACACAGAUGACUCGUCGAUGAGUGGCUACCUGGAGAGGUCAAAGGGCAAUAGGAAGCCAUGGAAACGCUUUUGGUUUGUCAUCAAGGAUAAGGUCCUGUACACGUACGCUGCGAGUGAGGAUGUUGCUGCUCUAGAGAGCCAGCCCCUUCUGGGCUUCUGUCUGAGAGCGGAGAAACCCGGCCAAUCACAGAGCAGUCUGCAGUUGAAGCUCUACCACAAAGACACCCUCUACUACGUCUUCAAAGCAGAUGACAUCCACACACUGCAAAGAUGGACGGAGGCCUUCCAAGAAGCCAUGGUGCUGUAACCAAGACACUGUGUUUAUUUCACAGGGUCUUUCUUUAUCUUUGCUAAACACACCUUGUCAUAUGAGAUCUGUACAUCACGUGGUGUGGAGGUCAAACUAGUUUCUCCUGUCAAUUCCUGUUGCUCGUGAGAAAGUUUUACAUGUACACAUGAAGGGUGCGUUCCAAUAUGCAACCUUGCGUCCUCCACUUGUGCUUGCGGUCUCGUACUAGGAAGUAAUACGUCACGAUAACAUCACUGACAACAGCAUUAUAUUUCAAUAUUGCAAACUGGAUGGCGAAUGAAGAAUAGUCCCCCAAAAAUUAUUUUGGCUUGGCUGACAGCGGG
Molecule: messenger RNA, 4309 nt
Organism: Engraulis encrasicolus (European anchovy)
Lineage: Eukaryota; Metazoa; Chordata; Actinopteri; Clupeiformes; Engraulidae
Gene: fgd6
Product: FYVE, RhoGEF and PH domain containing 6
Exons: 21
Coding region: 192-3983 (1263 amino acids)
Cellular component (GO): cytoplasm
Molecular function (GO): guanyl-nucleotide exchange factor activity; metal ion binding
Source: RefSeq, a predicted model, not a curated record